AUGUCUGCUAACGAUUUCUAUUCUUCCGGUGAUCAAUCCGAAUACAAACCACAACAAUCUUCUGGUAACAACAAUGACGGUCAACAAGAUAGAGGUUUCCUUUCUACUGUUGCCGGUGGUCUUGCUGGUGGUUACGGUGGUCACGAAUUAGGUGAAAAAGCUAACCACAGUACCUUAGGUACCGUGAUUGGUGCAAUUGGUGGUGCUGUUGGUGCUAACAAAUUGGAAGAUGCUUACGAAGACAGAAAAGACCACAAAAAACAAGAACAACAAUACGGUGGCAGAAACGACAACCAAGGUGGCAGAAACGACAACUACGGUGGUAGAAACGAUAACCACGGCGGUAGACGUGACGAUUUCGGUGGUAGACCAAACGACAACUUUGGCGGUAGACCAAAUGAUAACUUUGGUGGUAGACGUGACGAUUUCGGCGGUAGACCAAACGACAACUUCGGUGGUAGACCAAAUGACAACUUCGGUGGUAGACGUGAUGACUUUGGUGGUAGACGUGAUGACUUUGGCGGCAGAGAUGACCGUAGAGAUGACCGUAGACAAGGUGGAUGGUAA
Molecule: messenger RNA, 567 nt
Organism: Candida tropicalis MYA-3404
Lineage: Eukaryota; Fungi; Ascomycota; Pichiomycetes; Serinales; Debaryomycetaceae
Gene: RCT1
Product: Rct1p
Exons: 1
Coding region: 1-567 (188 amino acids)
Cellular component (GO): outer membrane
Source: RefSeq, a predicted model, not a curated record